Molecule: messenger RNA, 9162 nt
Organism: Pieris napi
Lineage: Eukaryota; Metazoa; Arthropoda; Insecta; Lepidoptera; Pieridae
Product: serine protease inhibitor Kazal-type 5-like
Exons: 4
Coding region: 120-8972 (2950 amino acids)
Biological process (GO): cell differentiation; multicellular organism development
Molecular function (GO): protein binding; DNA binding
Source: RefSeq, a predicted model, not a curated record
UAUUGUGUGUUUCACGUAUAAGUUACCAGUUUAACAAACAACAGAUAGUAUAAAUUAAAUUUGGAGUUUUUAAUUUGAUAGUGCAUAAUCAGCUUGAUGGCGAAUUGUUGCUUGACAACAUGAAGUCGAUACUUUAUAUUUCAGCCUUACUUUUUAUGUCUCAUCCAGCAUGGAGUACAACCCCUGUUCGUGAUCCAUGCGUCUGUACUAGAAUUUAUAAGCCAGUCUGUGGUAGUGACGGCAAGACAUACGGCAGCGAUUGCGUACUCUCCUGUAAAAAUUCAGAACUGCAUAAAUCACACCAUAUUAAAAAAUUAUAUGAUGGUGAGUGUAAAGAACCAUUGCAUCCAUGCAUUUGUCCCACUAUCUAUCAACCUGUGUGUGGUAGCGAUGGUAAAACUUAUAACAAUGCUUGCGAACUGAAAUGUAAAAACGACGAACUGAAAAGAAAAAAUCAACCUUGUGUAGAAGAAGUCAGCAAGGGUAAGUGCAAGUCACCUUGUAUAUGUCCUUUAAAUUUGGCACCUGUAUGUGGAGAUGAUGGAAACACUUAUAGUAAUAAAUGUGUACUAGAUUGUAAAAACAAAGAAGAAAAAUGUAACAUAAAAGUAGCUUAUACAGGAGAAUGUUCUGAUUUGUGUCCGUGUCCCGCAAAUUUGGCACCAGUUUGUGGAGAUGAUGGAGAAACCUACAGCAAUAAAUGUUUACUAGAAUGUCGAAACAAGAAGUUGAAACGAGAAGGUAAAAAACUAAUUACUAUCGCUAGCAAAGGCGAAUGCCCUGAUAUUUGUUUAUGCACUGCUGAUUAUAAUCCCGUUUGCGGAAGUGACGGAAACACAUAUAGUAAUAAAUGUGUCUUGGGGUGUAAAAAUAAAGAACAAAAAAGAAAAGGAGGAAAGCAUAUAACAGUCGCAUAUAAAGGAGAAUGUUCUGAUGUAUGUGCAUGUCCAUUAAAUAUUGACCCCAUAUGUGGCACUGAUGGAAAAACCUAUUCUAAUCAAUGUGAUCUUGAUUGUAAAAAUAAAAAAGGAAACCAAAAUAUAACAGUCGCUUAUGAAGGAGAAUGUUCUGAUUUAUGUGCAUGUCCAUUCAACUAUGACCCUAUAUGUGGAACUGAUGGCAAAACUUAUUCUAAUCAAUGUGAUCUUGAUUGUGAAAAUAAUAAGCGAAAGAAAAAUAACCAGCCAAUUGUGAAAGUCUUCAGUUCAGGUCCGUGCACUGAGAAAUGCAUGUGCACUGCAAUUUCAGACCCAGUGUGUGGAGAUGAUGGGAACACGUACACCAAUAAAUGUGUUCUAGAUUGUAAAAAUAAAGAAGAAAAGUGUAACAUAAAAGUUGCUUAUAACGGAGAAUGUUCUGAUUUAUGUCCAUGUCCCACAAUUUUGCUACCAGUUUGUGGAGAUGAUGGAGAAACCUACAGCAAUAAAUGUUUACUGGAAUGUCGAAACAAAAAGUUGAAACGAGAAGGUAAAAAACUAAUUAGUAUUGCUAGCAAAGGCGAAUGCCCUGAUAUAUGUGCAUGCACUGCUGACUACAAUCCCGUUUGCGGAAGUGACGGAAACACAUAUAGUAAUAAAUGUGUAUUGGGAUGUAAAAAUAAAGAACAACAAAAACAAGGAGGAAAACAUAUAACUAUAGCAUAUAAAGGCGAAUGCCCUGAUGAGUGCACAUGCACUGCCGACUAUAAUCCCGUAUGCGGAAGUGACGGAAAAACCUACUCUAAUCAAUGUGAUCUUGAUUGUAAUAAUAAAAAAGGAAACCAAAAUAUAACAGUCGCCUAUAAAGGAGAAUGUACUGAUAUAUGCCCAUGUCCCACUAUUUUGGCACCAGUUUGUGGAGAUGAUGGAGAAACCUAUAGCAAUGAAUGUUUACUAGAAUGUCGAAACAAAAAGUUGAAACGAGAAGGUAAAAAACUAAUUACUAUCGCUAGCGAAGGCGAAUGCCCUGAUAUUUGUUUAUGCACUGCUGAUUAUAAUCCCGUUUGCGGAAGUGACGGAAACACAUAUAGUAAUAAAUGUGUAUUGGGAUGUAAAAAUAAAGAACAACAAAAACAAGGAGGAAAACAUAUAACUAUAGCAUAUAAAGGCGAAUGCCCUGAUGAGUGCACAUGCACUGCUGACUAUAAUCCUGUUUGCGGAAGUGACGGAAACACAUAUAGUAAUAAAUGUGUUUUGGGGUGCAAAAAUAAAGAACAACAAAAACAAGGAGGAAAACAUAUAACUGUAGCAUAUAAAGGAGAAUGUUCUGAUGUAUGUGCAUGUCCUCUAAAUAUUGACCCCAUAUGUGGAACUGAUGGUAAAACUUAUUCUAAUCAAUGUGUUCUUGAUUGUGAAAAUAAAAAAGGAAACCUAAAUAUAACAGUCGCUUAUGAAGGAGAAUGUUCUGAUGUAUGUGCAUGUCCUCUUAAUAUUGACCCUAUAUGUGGAACUGAUGGUAAAACUUAUUCUAAUCAAUGUGAUCUUGAUUGUAAAAAUAAAAAAGUAAACCUAAAUAUAACAGUCGCUUAUGAAGGAGAAUGUUCAGAUUUAUGUCCAUGUCCCACUAAUUUGGCACCAGUUUGUGGAGAUGAUGGAGAAACCUAUAGCAAUAAAUGUUUACUGGAAUGUCGAAACAAAAAGUUGAAACGAGAAGGUAAAAAACUAAUUAGUAUUGCUAGCAAAGGCGAAUGCCCUGAUGAGUGCACAUGCACUGCUGACUAUAAUCCUGUUUGCGGAAGUGACGGAAACACAUAUAGUAAUAAAUGUGUUUUGGGGUGCAAAAAUAAAGAACAACAAAAACAAGGAGGAAAACAUAUAACUGUAGCAUAUAAAGGAGAAUGUUCUGAUGUAUGUGCAUGUCCUCUAAAUAUUGACCCCAUAUGUGGAACUGAUGGUAAAACUUAUUCUAAUCAAUGUGUUCUUGAUUGUGAAAAUAAAAAAGGAAACCUAAAUAUAACAGUCGCUUAUGAAGGAGAAUGUUCUGAUGUAUGUGCAUGUCCUCUUAAUAUUGACCCUAUAUGUGGAACUGAUGGUAAAACUUAUUCUAAUCAAUGUGAUCUUGAUUGUAAAAAUAAAAAAGUUAACCUAAAUAUAACAGUCGCUUAUGAAGGAGAAUGUUCAGAUUUAUGUCCAUGUCCCACUAAUAUGGCACCCGUUUGUGGAGAUGAUGGAGAAACCUAUAGCAAUGAAUGUUUACUAGAAUGUCGAAACAAAAAGUUGAAACGAGAAGGUAAAAAACUAAUUACUAUCGCUGGCGAAGGCGAAUGCCCUGAUAUUUGUUUAUGCACUGCUGAUUAUAAUCCCGUUUGCGGAAGUGACGGAAACACAUAUAGUAAUAAAUGUGUAUUGGGAUGUAAAAAUAAAGAACAACAAAAACAAGGAGGAAAACAUAUAACUAUAGCAUAUAAAGGCGAAUGCCCUGAUGAGUGCACAUGCACUGCCGACUAUAAUCCCGUAUGCGGAAGUGACGGAAAAACCUACUCUAAUCAAUGUGAUCUUGAUUGUAAUAAUAAAAAAGGAAACCAAAAUAUAACAGUCGCCUAUAAAGGAGAAUGUACUGAUAUAUGCCCAUGUCCCACUAUUUUGGCACCAGUUUGUGGAGAUGAUGGAGAAACCUAUAGCAAUGAAUGUUUACUAGAAUGUCGAAACAAAAAGUUGAAACGAGAAGGUAAAAAACUAAUUACUAUCGCUAGCGAAGGCGAAUGCCCUGAUAUUUGUUUAUGCACUGCUGAUUAUAAUCCCGUUUGCGGAAGUGACGGAAACACAUAUAGUAAUAAAUGUGUAUUGGGAUGUAAAAAUAAAGAACAACAAAAACAAGGAGGAAAACAUAUAACUAUAGCAUAUAAAGGCGAAUGCCCUGAUGAGUGCACAUGCACUGCUGACUAUAAUCCUGUUUGCGGAAGUGACGGAAACACAUAUAGUAAUAAAUGUGUUUUGGGGUGCAAAAAUAAAGAACAACAAAAACAAGGAGGAAAACAUAUAACUGUAGCAUAUAAAGGAGAAUGUUCUGAUGUAUGUGCAUGUCCUCUAAAUAUUGACCCCAUAUGUGGAACUGAUGGUAAAACUUAUUCUAAUCAAUGUGUUCUUGAUUGUGAAAAUAAAAAAGGAAACCUAAAUAUAACAGUCGCUUAUGAAGGAGAAUGUUCUGAUGUAUGUGCAUGUCCUCUUAAUAUUGACCCUAUAUGUGGAACUGAUGGUAAAACUUAUUCUAAUCAAUGUGAUCUUGAUUGUAAAAAUAAAAAAGUAAACCUAAAUAUAACAGUCGCUUAUGAAGGAGAAUGUUCAGAUUUAUGUCCAUGUCCCACUAAUUUGGCACCAGUUUGUGGAGAUGAUGGAGAAACCUAUAGCAAUAAAUGUUUACUGGAAUGUCGAAACAAAAAGUUGAAACGAGAAGGUAAAAAACUAAUUAGUAUUGCUAGCAAAGGCGAAUGCCCUGAUGAGUGCACAUGCACUGCUGACUAUAAUCCUGUUUGCGGAAGUGACGGAAACACAUAUAGUAAUAAAUGUGUUUUGGGGUGCAAAAAUAAAGAACAACAAAAACAAGGAGGAAAACAUAUAACUGUAGCAUAUAAAGGAGAAUGUUCUGAUGUAUGUGCAUGUCCUCUAAAUAUUGACCCCAUAUGUGGAACUGAUGGUAAAACUUAUUCUAAUCAAUGUGUUCUUGAUUGUGAAAAUAAAAAAGGAAACCUAAAUAUAACAGUCGCUUAUGAAGGAGAAUGUUCUGAUGUAUGUGCAUGUCCUCUUAAUAUUGACCCUAUAUGUGGAACUGAUGGUAAAACUUAUUCUAAUCAAUGUGAUCUUGAUUGUAAAAAUAAAAAAGUUAACCUAAAUAUAACAGUCGCUUAUGAAGGAGAAUGUUCAGAUUUAUGUCCAUGUCCCACUAAUAUGGCACCCGUUUGUGGAGAUGAUGGAGAAACCUAUAGCAAUGAAUGUUUACUAGAAUGUCGAAACAAAAAGUUGAAACGAGAAGGUAAAAAACUAAUUACUAUCGCUGGCGAAGGCGAAUGCCCUGAUAUUUGUUUAUGCACUGCUGAUUAUAAUCCCGUUUGCGGAAGUGACGGAAACACAUAUAGUAAUAAAUGUGUAUUGGGAUGUAAAAAUAAAGAACAACAAAAACAAGGAGGAAAACAUAUAACUAUAGCAUAUAAAGGCGAAUGCCCUGAUGAGUGCACAUGCACUGCCGACUAUAAUCCCGUAUGCGGAAGUGACGGAAAAACCUACUCUAAUCAAUGUGAUCUUGAUUGUAAUAAUAAAAAAGGAAACCAAAAUAUAACAGUCGCCUAUAAAGGAGAAUGUACUGAUAUAUGCCCAUGUCCCACUAUUUUGGCACCAGUUUGUGGAGAUGAUGGAGAAACCUAUAGCAAUGAAUGUUUACUAGAAUGUCGAAACAAAAAGUUGAAACGAGAAGGUAAAAAACUAAUUACUAUCGCUAGCGAAGGCGAAUGCCCUGAUAUUUGUUUAUGCACUGCUGAUUAUAAUCCCGUUUGCGGAAGUGACGGAAACACAUAUAGUAAUAAAUGUGUAUUGGGAUGUAAAAAUAAAGAACAACAAAAACAAGGAGGAAAACAUAUAACUAUAGCAUAUAAAGGCGAAUGCCCUGAUGAGUGCACAUGCACUGCCGACUAUAAUCCCGUAUGCGGAAGUGACGGAAAAACCUACUCUAAUCAAUGUGAUCUUGAUUGUAAUAAUAAAAAAGGAAACCAAAAUAUAACAGUCGCCUAUAAAGGAGAAUGUACUGAUAUAUGCCCAUGUCCCACUAUUUUGGCACCAGUUUGUGGAGAUGAUGGAGAAACCUAUAGCAAUGAAUGUUUACUAGAAUGUCGAAACAAAAAGUUGAAACGAGAAGGUAAAAAACUAAUUACUAUCGCUAGUGAAGGCGAAUGCCCUGAUAUUUGUUUAUGCACUGCUGAUUAUAAUCCCGUUUGCGGAAGUGACGGAAACACAUAUAGUAAUAAAUGUGUAUUGGGAUGUAAAAAUAAAGAACAACAAAAACAAGGAGGAAAACAUAUAACUAUAGCAUAUAAAGGCGAAUGCCCUGAUGAGUGCACAUGCACUGCUGACUAUAAUCCUGUUUGCGGAAGUGACGGAAACACAUAUAGUAAUAAAUGUGUUUUGGGGUGUAAAAAUAAAGAACAACAAAAACAAGGAGGAAAACAUAUAACUGUAGCAUAUAAAGGAGAAUGUUCUGAUGUAUGUGCAUGUCCUCUAAAUAUUGACCCCAUAUGUGGAACUGAUGGAAAAACCUACUCUAAUCAAUGUGAUCUUGAUUGUAUAAAUAAAAAAGGAAACCAAAAUAUAACAGUCGCUUAUGAAGGAGAAUGUUCUGAUGUAUGUGCAUGUCCUCUAAAUAUUGACCCCAUAUGUGGAACUGAUGGAAAAACCUAUUCUAAUCAAUGUGAUCUUGAUUGUAAAAAUAAAAAAGAUAAAUCUAACAUAAAAGUAGCAUAUAAAGGAGAAUGUUCUGAUGUAUGUGCUUGUCCAAAAAACUAUGAUCCUAUAUGUGGAACUGAUGGAAAAACUUACUCUAAUCAAUGUGAUCUUGAUUGUAAAAAUAAAAAAGAAAAAUGUUACAUAAAAGUAGCAUAUAAAGGAGAAUGUUCCGAUGUAUGUGCAUGUCCAUUGAACUAUGACCCUAUAUGUGGAACUGAUGGAAAAACCUAUUCUAAUCAAUGUGAUCUUGAUUGUGAAAAUAAUAAGCGAAAGAAAAAUAACCAAUCUAUUAUCCAUCUAGCUUAUAAAGGGGAGUGUGAGGACGGUUGUUUCUGUAUAGAAGUUUAUCAACCAGUGUGUGGCAGCGACGGCAAAACUUAUGGAAAUAGCUGUAAGCUGGGGUGUAAAAAUAAAGAACUAGAAAGAAACAAUCAAACUACUAUACGCCAAGUUUAUGAAGGAGAGUGUGACGAAGGUUGUUUCUGUAUAGAAGUUUAUCAACCAGUGUGUGGCAGCGACGGCAAAACUUAUGGAAAUAGCUGUAAGUUGGGGUGUAAAAAUAAAGAACUAGAAAGAAACAAUCAAACUACUAUACGCCAAGUUUAUGAAGGAGAGUGUGACGAAGGUUGUUUCUGUAUAGAAGUUUAUCAACCAGUGUGUGGCAGCGACGGCAAAACUUAUGGAAAUAGCUGUAAGCUGGGGUGUAAAAAUAAAGAACUAGAAAGAAACAAUCAAACUACGAUACGCCAAGUUUAUGAAGGAGAGUGCGACGAAGGUUGUUUCUGUAUAGAAGUUUAUCAACCAGUGUGUGGCAGCGACGGCAAAACUUAUGGAAAUAGCUGUAAGUUGGGGUGUAAAAAUAAAGAACUAGAAAGAAACAAUCAAACUACUAUACGCCAAGUUUAUGAAGGAGAGUGUGACGAAGGUUGUUUCUGUAUAGAAGUUUAUCAACCAGUGUGUGGCAGCGACGGCAAAACUUAUGGAAAUAGCUGUAAGCUGGGGUGUAAAAAUAAAGAACUAGAAAGAAACAAUCAAACUACGAUACGCCAAGUUUAUGAAGGAGAGUGCGACGAAGGUUGCUUCUGUAUAGCAGUUUAUCAACCGGUGUGUGGCAGCGACGGCAAAACUUAUGGAAAUAGCUGUAAGCUGGGGUGUAAAAAUAAAGAACUAGAAAGAAACAAUCAAACUACGAUACGCCAAGUUUAUGAAGGAGAGUGCGACGAAGGUUGUUUCUGUAUAGAAGUUUAUCAACCAGUGUGUGGCAGCGACGGCAAAACUUAUGGAAAUAGCUGUAAGUUGGGGUGUAAAAAUAAAGAACUAGAAAGAAACAAUCAAACUACUAUACGCCAAGUUUAUGAAGGAGAGUGUGACGAAGGUUGUUUCUGUAUAGAAGUUUAUCAACCAGUGUGUGGCAGCGACGGCAAAACUUAUGGAAAUAGCUGUAAGCUGGGGUGUAAAAAUAAAGAACUAGAAAGAAACAAUCAAACUACGAUACGCCAAGUUUAUGAAGGAGAGUGCGACGAAGGUUGCUUCUGUAUAGCAGUUUAUCAACCGGUGUGUGGCAGCGACGGCAAAACUUAUGGAAAUAGCUGUAAGCUGGGGUGUAAAAAUAAAGAACUAGAAAGAAACAAUCAAACUACGAUACGCCAAGUUUAUGAAGGAGAGUGCGACGAAGGUUGUUUCUGUAUAGAAGUUUAUCAACCAGUGUGUGGCAGCGACGGCAAAACUUAUGGAAAUAGCUGUAAGCUAGGAUGCAGAAACAAAGAACUGGAAAAAAAUCAUCAGCCAACUAUCUGCCAAAUUCAUGAGGGAGCAUGUGAUGACGGAUGCGAUUGCAAUGCUGCAGUUCAGCCGGUUUGUGGUAGCGAUGGACAAACUUACAUAAAUGAAUUUGAAUUGUCUUGUGUAAGUAGAAAUUUGGUUGAAAACGGUUUAUCUCCUUUAACUGUUUUUAAUCGAGACCUUUGCCAAUACCCGUGUAGAUGUUACAAUAGUAUCAUUCCUGUUUGUGGAACCGAUAACAAAUCGUACCAGAAUCUUUGCGUUCUACAAUGCGCCAGUCGCAACAACCAAGAACUAAAAAUCGGUUUGCAGUACAGAGGAGCAUGUCAGAGUUGUUCCUGCCCAAAAAUAUAUGAACCAGUUUGUGGAAGUGACGGCAACACAUAUGAUAACGAAUGCAAACUAAACUGUGAAAGUAAGAGAGUUGAAAAAUUGGGUCAACACUUAUAUGUCGCUUAUAGAGGCGAAUGUGAAUGCUUUUGUCCUGAUAUCGACGAUCCAGUUUGUGCAAGCGAUGGAAACACAUAUGGUAACAAAUGCGCCCUUGACUGCGAAAACAAAGUACGUAGUCGUCAUAACGAAAAGCCUCUAACUAUAUCGUAUCAAGGACAAUGUCAUGCAUACAAUUAUUUCAACUGCGAUGCCUGUCCCCACCUGUUUCGCCCCGUAUGCGGUGACAAUGGCAUCUCCUAUUGGAACAUUUGUUUCUUGUACUGCGACGCCGUUAAUAAUGUAAAAAAUAAAAGAUCACCAGUUAAGUUUUGUGAUCUUGGCCCUUGUUAACUGCUUCUAUUCAAUCACGCAAUCAUUGAUAAUUGUUUAACUACAUAAUUACUUUAUUUAAUCUAGUAUAAUAAUUUGUAUUGAGUUUCAAAUUUAAUGCGCAGUUAGGGCAAUACAUAUUACGAAAUCAAUAAACAAUACUUAAUGUUAUGUAGAAUUGUUGAAAUCAAUAAAAUCAUUUGUUUAUUUA